GUAUUUGGAAGAUGCGCCUUUGGCAGCAAUUACAGCCUCAAGUCUGUGUAGAUAGGUCUCUAUCAGCUUUGCACAACUGGACACUGCAAUUUUUCCCCAUUCUUCUUUACAAAAUUGCUCACGAUCUGUCAGAUUGCUUGGGAAUCAUGAGUCCUUUUCAAGUCCAGAUGCAAAUUCACAAUUGACUCUGACUUGGCCACUCUAGGACAUUAACCUUGAUGUUUUUAAGCCAUUCCUGUGAAGCUUUGGCUUUAUGCUUAGGGUAUAAGCUUUGUCUUACUAGUAAACAAAUCUUCUCCCAAGUUGCAGUUCUCCUUAAGACUGCAUCAGGUUUUCCUCCACGAUUUCCUUGUAUUUUGUUGCAUUCAUUUUGCCCUCUACCUUCACAAGCCUUCCAGGGCCUGCUGCAAUGAUGCAUCCACCACCAUGCUUCAUGAUAGGGAUGGUGUGUUUUUGAUGAUGCGCGGUGAAACAGCUGGGUUUCAGGCCAAGACCCUUCAUCACAAGUCCUGAUGAAGGGUCUCGACCAAAAAUGUCAACUGUUUAUUCGUUUUCAUAGAAGCUGCAUGACCUGCUGAGUUCCCCUAGCAUUUUGUGCAUAUUACACAGUAAAAAAUUGCCACUGUAUGAUCCAUUAUAGAAUGUAGGUGUAGGAAGUAAUCUGGAAAAAUAACAUAUUUGUUUAUUGCUUAGGGAAUUGAAUAUAAAUGUAGGGAGAUUAUCCAUUGGUUAUAUAAAGCAUUGAUAAGAUGACAUCUGCAGUACUGGAAAGUAUUGUUCUAAUUAUUUAAGAAAGGACAAUGUAUGUUGGAAGCAGUUCAGAGAAGGGUUACUACACCAAGACCUGGAAUAGGUGGGUUGUUCACGAGGAGAGAUUCAACAGGUUGGUAUCUGCUGGAACUUAGAAAAGGGGAAUUGAUUGAAACAUGUAAGAUCCCUAGGAGUCUUUAUUUGGUGGAUGAGGGAGAAUCUUAAACUAGAGAUCACUGUUUAAAGAUAAGAGUUGGCCAUUUAAGACAGAGGCUAGAUGAUUCUCUUUUUUCAAAUGUUUUCAAACAUUUCCUCAAUGGGCAGUAGAAGCAGCACCUUUGAAUACUUUCAAAGCAGAUGUAGGUAGAUAAUUGAUAAGCAAGAGGGUGAAAGUUUACCAAAGUUGUGUGGGAAUUUAUUGUUGAGAUCACAUUCAAAUCAGUGAUGAUAUUAUUAAAUCACAUAGUAGGCUUUAUAGACUGAGUAGACUACUACAGCUCCUAAUUCAUAGAAAGUUGUCUUGCUCGAGAAGACUAAGAUGAAAAAAAAUUCCCCUAAAUGGUGUAAAGUUUUGAAACUCUCUGCCUUAAGGGACUGUAGUUGCUCUUUUACUGAAUACUUUCAAGGCCAAAGUUCAUGGAUUUUUAGAUGCUGAGGAAAUCAGAAUAUGUGGGGAUGAGUUGCAAAGGUGGAGUUGAGGCCCAGGGAAAGCCAUGAUCAUAUUGAAUGGCAAUGAAGGCUCACCUGGUUAGGUGGAGCACUUCUGAAGCAUUGACUGUCAGAAGAGUUAUGGAAACGUUGAUGUUGUGUUACAAGGACACAAGACUCUCUCUCUUACUCAUCGUUUCUUUGCCCUGGCAGUAUUGUUAAUGGUUGUCAGGACGCUGAAGCAGGGACCCAAUUGCAGACCAAGUACUGUGCGCACUGUGACAUUUACUGAGUAGCAAAUCCGGGGGGGGGGGGGGGCAACAAAGUCAGUGUCAAAAUUCAGGUAGAGAUCAAAACAUCCAGAGGAAUCCAAAAACCAGAAUUGGAAACAGGCAGAGUUGAUAUUCAGACAGACAGAGUACAGUUACGAAUGCUGGAAAGGCUCUGGAAAACUCACUGGCACAAUCUGACAAUAAACAAGUGAAAACACAGGACUGAAAUACACUGACAAUAAACGGAGAGGCAGAUGAUAGGUGGAGCACAAUGAGACAGAAGCAGCAGCAAAACAGGUAACAAUGAGAAACAGGUGAGAGACGGAGUACUCGGUAAUACAGGGGCUGGAGUAGAGCAGGAGCGGGGACAGGAGCACAUGGGAAUACAAAACCACAGACUGACGGCUGGGGGAAACACACAAAAAGACGGUUCAACUGGAGGUACUGACAAUGGUAGAAACAUGAAUUGUCCCUCCAUCUCAUAAUUUUCACCACUGUCAGUCUCUCCUCUCUUGCUCCCUUUCUCACUAUUUUUAAUAUACCCCCGACUCAUUAGAGCAGUUAUAACACUUCAGAACCACUUCCUUCUCUAAUGGGCGGUUUAGUACAUUCAGAAGGUUUGAAAGUCCCACCUUGUACUUGAUCUUUUAAUGACCAUUCGCUCUACUUCUUCUAAAUGAAAGUAAAUCAGUAGCCCUGUUGCAACGCAGCAUCAGCCAAUGAAAUACAACUCGGUUGACCAUUGUACCCAUUGACGGAACUUGGUAAUCGGAUUGUAGGUGGUGAGAACAGCUGACUGGCUCUGAUAACUGAAUCAAUAUUGGACAGGAGUGGAAAAUAAAUAUUUAAGCAGAAAUGGGAAAGGGGGUGGGACUUCAAAAAAAAAAUCAUUUCAAAAAGAAAACAUUUGUUAUUUUGUGGAUUUCUGAUGGGGGGCCAGAGGGAAAUAAGCACUUGUUUUGCAUUAAGCUUUCAGAUGCAGUGUUAGUGUUUAAGGUAUUCCCCUGCACUUUGUACAACAGUUAACAUGGGGUCCAAAGUUCAGUGGCUACACCAGCGGAGGGAUAAAUGUAACCCAGCAAAAUGUGCCCAGUUGAAAUGUAAACAGAUGAACAAGACUACGUUUAUGAUGACCAAAGCAGGCCACUUUCUGGUGUAGAAAAUAGUAUUUUUGAUUAUUUAUUAAGUUUGGAAAGAGUGUUCUCACCUUAGGUUUGUGGAUCAUGUGGGAAGGAUUCAGUAACAUCAGGGAGACCUUGAUAUGAGGAGGGAUUAAAUAAAUCUGUGGGAUUAGUUACAAAUUCUGCUGUGGGGCAGGGGGGGAAGAUGGUGACCAAAUUGACACCUCUGCAGCAGGAGCUGGUGAAUGCACUGGUGGGGUCUGGGAUCACCAAGCAGACUCUGAUUGAAGCUCUCCAUGAUCUCGAUCCUUAUCAACCUGUGAAGACCGACGAAGCCCAAGGGUCGACGAUCAACAAUCUGCCCAACGACGGCUGCAAGCCUGAGUUACUGCCGGCCUUAGCCAACGGCCACCACUCGACUAAGCUGUCCGGCGACGAAAGCUCAGAAGACGGCGAUGAAGACUAUGACACCCCGACGAUCUUGAAGGAACUGGACAACCUCAGCCCCGAAGAAGCGGCUCAGCAGAGAUCAAUAGUAGAACAACUUCUACAAGAGGACCCGUGGAGGGCAGCAAAGAUGAUAAAGUGCUACAUGCAACAGCACAACAUCCCCCAACGUGAAGUGGUGGACACAACUGGCCUGAACCAGUCUCACUUGUCGCAACACCUGAACAAGGGAACACCCAUGAAAAAUCAGAAACGGGCCACGCUCUACACCUGGUAUGUUCGGAAGCAGAGAGAAAUCAUGCAGCAGUUCAGCCAACCUACACAGAAGACAGGACCAAAUGUGGCGGGAAACAGACAGCAGCUGUUUCUCUUCGCAGAGUUCAACACCUCAGCCCAGGGAACAUCGGGGGAAGAACCAGCUGAAGAGCCAACCAAUAAGAAGAUGAGAAGAAACAGGUUCAAGUGGGGCCCUGCUUCACAGCAAAUAUUGUUUCAGGCCUACGAGAGGCAGAAGAACCCAAGUAAAGAGGAACGCGAGGCCUUGGUUGAAGAGUGCAACAGAGCGGAAUGCAUACAGCGAGGGGUCUCACCGUCACAGGCCCAUGGACUGGGCUCUAACCUUGUUACCGAGGUGCGGGUGUACAACUGGUUCGCGAAUCGAAGGAAGGAAGAAGCCUUUCGGCACAAGUUGGCGAUGGAUGCUUAUGGCACUCAGCAACCGCAUGCAGUAACCCCCGUGACACUCCACAACAGCUCACCCCUGCCAACAAGUGCUUUAUCGCCCACCAAACUACACGGAGUGAGAUAUGGCCAGCAAGGAUCCAAUGAAAUUGUGCCUCCAUCUGCUAGUCACCAUGGCAACAGCACUAUGGUGACAACUCACACAAUCCUCCAACCCGUUUCUCCUCCGGGUCUGGAACCUAGCUCCAGUUUGUUGACUACAGACACCAAAUUGAUAGCUGCCUCGGGAGGAACACUCCCCCCUGUCAGCACGCUGACCGCCCUCCAUGGCUUGCAACACAACCCGCCGACUGUAGCCCAGCAGACCCAGAACCUCAUCAUGGCUUCCUUACCGAGUGUUAUGGCCAUUACACCCAGUGACUCAGCCUGUCUCUCGCCUGCACUAGCAAACGGAGGAGCUUCUGCACUGGUAAUUGGUCUUGCCACGACUCAAGCUCAGAAUGUUCCGGUCAUUAACAGCGUGGGCAGCAGCCUGACAACUCUCCAGCCAGUGCAAAUUCCUCAGCAGCUUCACGCCCACCCCCAGCAGCCAAUCAUGCAUCAAGUCCAAGGUCACGUCGCCCAGAGUUCGUUCAUGGCAACCAUGGCACAGCUACAGAACCCACACGCUGUUUACAGUCACAAGCCAGAAUUGUCGCAGUACCACACCAGCCUCUUCCCACAAACCAUGGUCUUCACAGACGCCAGCAAUCUCAGCAGCCUGACCAGUCUUCCCAUGGCAAAGCAGGUUCUGACACUUAAUUCAGAGGUCCAGCCAGACAACCAGAUCCAUGCAUCUGUGCAGCAGGUACCACUGCAGAGCCUGGAUGGUUCCAUUCAGCAUAUUCAUCGAGUUUCCUCAAGCCCUGCGAUUACCACAGGCUAAGGUACAGCUUAGAUCAUCAAGACAUCCUAUAUCGAUGAGCACAUUCUGUGGGAAGAAAGACUCUCUAUCAAAACAGGAGAUCAGAAAUUAAUUAAAACACAAGCAAUUGCAUGAUUAACUUGACAGAAAUAAACCUUCGUGUUUGUUGCAAUAUGAGUCUUCCCAGUGUGAGUGACUUAAUUUAGUACUACACCUAGUUACCUCAUACUCAUUCGAAAUUCACCUUAAAACAAUAAUUUAAUUGUCUCAAGUUCCUGUCACGUAUUCUCAGGAGAGAACGUCAUGCUACUCAUUUCCUGUUUACCUUGUAUCCUCUUUUUAACCUUCUCACUGAUCAGUAGGGAAUUAUCUAUAACUUUGUCAUCAAUCCCCUCCAACAGAUUACUCUGUAACUCUAUAGGCCCACAUCUAAGCAAAGUAAGUCCAAACUUCUCAAGGGUCAGUUUGUAACUCUAGCUCAUCACAGACAAUAAGAUCCAGGCAAAUCUACACCCUUCCUUUACUGUGGUCUCUCAAAAAUAAACACAGUAGUCGCGAAAGUCCUAAUGCUGCCUGGAAGGUUACUUGUGCUCUGUGACAGGACUAUUGAAAAGACAAAGUUCUAAGAAUCACAGUUUGAUUUGUCUAGCAGUUCUGUGUUUGUUAUGAAACAUCCUGUGGGUGCAGCUCUGGCAUUUCUGACUGCUCAACUGUCCACUGUAGCACUUGUCUGAUUUUUAAUUCCCAUCAUUUUCAGUGGGAAUGAAAAUGGGACCUUUUCCAUAACAGACUGCCCAGCAUAAAGCUGAUUUUACACCAAGGGUGCAAAUCACACAAAUCAUACUUACUGUUGAUGUCUUUGUAUAGAUCACAUCAUUUUGAGUGAAACCCUGAACAACCAUGUUUAUAUUUUUGCUGUAAGUAGCAAAUGGGUAAAAGUUUCACAAAUCCAGUAAAAUCUCUGCUAUAUUAUAAAGCUGAGUAGAUCCAUCUCUGUUGUAAUCACUGAAUCAAAGGAUAAACAUGUCACCUCACAAAGUGCACUGAAAUUAGUACAGCCAAUAAUCACAAAUAUCAUAAAUGUUAUCAUCAUUCAAAAAUUCUCUCUUGCUCAAAUAACACAUAGCAGGCACUGAUGGAAGAGUGUAAUACUGCUCCCUCCUGGUACAAGGCAGCCAAGCUCAGUAACCAAGCUGGUUAAUGCAUAUAGGCAAUGGAAUUGAUUCAUUCAUCACAUUCUGUACACAUUGGUUCAGAUUAUAAGAUUUCAUCUUGCAACAUAAUGUAGAACAAGACAAAUCUAUUCUGUCUAAAUGAUCCAUAUCCUUCCAUCUCUGCAUAUCGAAGAGCUCCUUAAAUGCCUCUAUCACAUCUUCCUCCAUCACUCCUAGCAGAGCAUCCACCAAUCUCUGUGUACAAAAAAAAACUUACCUCCAAUUUUCUCUCCCUCAACUUAAAUGUAUAUCCUCUGGUAUUAGACACUUCAACUCGAGGAGAAAGAUGCUGUCUGCGUACUCUAUCUGUUCCUCUCAUAAAGUUAUAAAGUUCUGACUGAUUUUAUGCACUGCCUACAUUACCUUCUUCAACCAAAUCAGAACACACAUAGCACCAUUAAACUGGCUGCUAUGAAUGCAAAUAAAUUUCAAGUGUUGAACAUUAAGAGGACAGAAAAUCAAGUGUUAUCUGCAUAUUCCGAAUACCAACUCCCAGAGGACAGGGUUCUGGUUAAGGAUUGGAUGACUGGAAAAUUUAUUGUAUGAAAAUGGACAGGCUGCAACCUAUUUAAGAGGCUGGAAUUCAGCUAAAAUGCACGCCUGUGUAUCUCUCAUGUCAUUUCACUCCUUUGAUAUAUAGACUUGUCACAGAAUAGAAGAGUUUGAGCUGGUGAUCUCACACCUUGGUGAGUUCUCAGCUGCAGCUGUGGUGUUACACAAAAAUGCUGAGUGCAGUCCCUGUUCUUCCCCUGGAGCAGAAUCAUAGAGGAACAACAUUGGCCUCCCCCAGAAUAAUAUCGGUAAAGUCCUGCCAACCAGCAGACAGGAGAGGGAGAAAAAUAAGUAGCAAAAGUAGGGGGAAAAAGUAGGGGGAAUGCCAUACUAGAUCUAGUACUAGGUAAUGAACCGGGUCAGGUCACAGAUCUCUCAGUGGGUGAGCAUCUGGGGGACAGUGACCACCGCUCCUUGGCCUUUAUAAUUAUCAUGGAAAAGGAUAGAAUCAAAGAGGACAGGAACAUUUUUAAUUGAGGAAAGGCAAAUUAUGAGGCUAUAAGGCUAGAACUUGCGAGUGUGAAUUGGGAUGAUGCUUUUGCAGGGAAAUGUACUAUGGACAUGUGAUCGAUGUUUAGAGAUCUCUUGCAGGAUGUAAGGGAUAAAUUUGUCCCGGUGAGGAAGAUAAAGAAUGGUAGGGUGAAGGAACCAUGGGUGACAAGUGAAGUGGAAAAUCUAGUCCGGUGGAAGAAGGCAGCAUACAUGAGGUUUAGGAAGCAAGGAUCCGACUGGUCUAUUGAGGAAUAUAGGGAAGCAAGAAAGGAGCUUAAGAAGGGGCUGAGAAGAGCAAGAAGGGGGCAUGAGAAGGCCUUGGCAAGUAGGGUAAAGGAAAACCCCAAGGCAUUCUUCAAUUAUGUGAAGAAAAAAAGGAUGACAGGAGUGAAGGUAGAACCGAU
Messenger RNA from Mobula hypostoma (lesser devil ray), 7485 nucleotides. RefSeq names its product hepatocyte nuclear factor 1-alpha-like. The transcript is spliced from 10 exons. Bases 2997 to 4844 code for a protein of 615 amino acids. Gene Ontology annotation, molecular function: DNA-binding transcription factor activity, RNA polymerase II-specific; RNA polymerase II cis-regulatory region sequence-specific DNA binding. Lineage: Eukaryota; Metazoa; Chordata; Chondrichthyes; Myliobatiformes; Myliobatidae. The record is from RefSeq and is a predicted model, not a curated record. Gene Ontology annotation, cellular component: nucleus. Gene Ontology annotation, biological process: insulin secretion; pancreas development; positive regulation of DNA-templated transcription.